GGAAAGGAAGUUCUUUGGCUCACACACCACAUCUCACCCACGACGCCAGCCCUUCACGCCAGAGCAAUAUUCGCGACCUUGGCGCCAGACCGUGUCUCAUACCUUCAUAACGCCCAUCACCCUCGCCGCUCUCCCCGAACUGCACCCAAGUCGCUCCCUUCCUCGGCCCCAAGCACCCAGCUGUCUUGUUCCCGUCCCGUCACCAAGCUCUGCCGAGCACGACAACACAUCCACCACACACGCCAUGACCACCAGAACGGCGGGCGGCAACGCUGCCUUCCACAACUUCCACAAUGACUAUGCUCACAUCGCCGACCCCAACGAGCGACGACGUCUCGCCCUUGCUGAGAUCGACAAGGCACCGUUCGGUUGGUACCAUGUGCGUGCCGUCGCCGUCGCCGGCAUUGGUUUCUUCACCGACGCCUACGACAUUUUCGCCAUUGGAAUCGUGACCACCAUGUUGGGUGUCGUCUACUGGCAGGACCCGUCUAUCAAGAAAUCGGCACAAGGAAAGAUCCCAGUCCACGCCGAUACUGCUAUCAAGGUCGCGACCUCGGGCGGUACUGUUGUUGGGCAGCUUGGCUUUGGCUUCCUCGCCGAUGUCGUCGGUCGGAAGAGGAUGUACGGUCUUGAGUUGAUCAUCAUCAUCUUCGCAACUCUCGCUCAGGCCCUGUCGUCAAACUCUCCCUCCAUGUCCAUCGUCGGAACCAUUAUCUUCUGGCGUGUGCUCAUGGGUAUCGGUAUCGGUGGUGACUACCCUCUUUCCUCAGUCAUCACUUCCGAGUUCGCUACCACCAAGUGGAGAGGAGCCAUGAUGGGAGCUGUCUUUGCCCAGCAGGGUCUUGGACAGUUCGGUGCUGGUAUCAUUGCGCUCAUCGUCACCGUCGGUUUCAAGGGCUCUCUCCAGAGUGCUACCAGCCAGGCUACUUGUGAUGGCGUCUGCCGAGAGGCCGUCGACAAGAUGUGGCGUGUCAUCAUUGGAAUGGGCGCCGUUCCGGGUUGCAUUGCUCUCUACUUCCGUCUCACCAUCCCCGAGACUCCUCGAUACACCUUCGAUGUCUCCCGCGAUGUUGUCAAGGCUGGCUCCGACAUCAAGGCCUACCUCAGUGGAACCGCCGAGGGUAUUCCAGAUGAGGUUGCCCGCGUCAGCAGCAUGCGCGACAACGCACCAAAGCUCGACGUUCCGAAGCCAUCCUGGAGAGACUUCGGCACUCACAUCAUGCAGUGGAGAUACGGCAAGGUCCUCUUCGGAACCGCUUCUUCCUGGUUCUUGCUCGAUGUUGCCUUCUACGGUGUCGGUCUCAACAACUCCACUAUCCUCCAGGCCAUCGGAUACGGCAAGGGCAACGACAUGUACGAGUUCUUCUACAACAUUGCUGUGGGUAAUGUCAUUCUGGUCUGCGCCGGUGCCAUUCCAGGCUACUGGGUGACUGUCGCCCUCGUCGACACCAUCGGCCGUAAGCCAAUUCAGCUUAUGGGCUUCAUCAUUCUCACCAUCAUCUUCUGCAUCAUGGGUUUCGCCUACCACCAUAUUGGCACGGGCGGUCUCUUGGCCUGCUACGUUAUUGCCCAAUUCUUCUUCAACUUCGGACCCAAUUCAACCACCUUCAUCGUGCCAGGAGAGUGCUUUCCAACCCGUUACCGAUCUACCUGCCACGGCAUCUCCGCCGCAUCUGGCAAGGUCGGUUCCAUCAUUGCUCAGGCUGCCAUCGCACCUCUCCGUACUCGUGGUGCAACCUCCACCAAUGCGUCGCCAUGGCUCAACCAUGUCCUCGAGAUCUUCGCCCUUUUCAUGCUUCUAGGAUGCUUCACCACUCUCCUGAUCCCAGAGACCAAGAGACUUACCCUGGAGCAGCUCGCUGGUGAGGUUCCAGGCACCCCACAAUACGACCCAGUACUCGCCGGUACCGCCAACCGCGUCGACUCGAGUCCAUCAACGGAAGAGCACAUCACCGAAAUGGAGAAGGGCGAGCGUUAAUGUUUUUUUUUCCAGAUUGUCGUAAAUUACAGCAUAGACGGCGAUGGUCAUGAUGAAUGGAUGCAUACAUGGACGAGCGUUGUCUAGCUUAGCGAUACUUAAAGAUACCACUGUGAAUAAUGAAUCAACUGUAUUCGUCCAA
Pseudocercospora fijiensis CIRAD86 is the source of this 2120-nucleotide messenger RNA. RefSeq lists its product as uncharacterized. Gene Ontology annotation, cellular component: membrane. The coding region runs from base 245 to 1978 and encodes 577 amino acids. The transcript has 2 exons. NCBI's taxonomy places the organism in Eukaryota, Fungi, Ascomycota, Dothideomycetes, Mycosphaerellales, Mycosphaerellaceae. Gene Ontology annotation, biological process: transmembrane transport; phosphate ion transport. Gene Ontology annotation, molecular function: phosphate transmembrane transporter activity. The record is from RefSeq and is a predicted model, not a curated record.